GCGAAUUUAGAAAUCAUUUAUAGUUGUCAGAAUGGUUUUUUCAAUUUUGGCUUUCCUUGUUGCAGUUUUUGUAUCUUGGUCUGACAGCUCGUACGUGGGAUGGUCAUUUCAAGGAGAAAAUGGCCCCAUGUUUUGGUCAAAGCUGUAUCCACGAUGUAGUAACCGACGCCAAUCGCCAAUCAACCUUCCACUUUUCAAGAAAGAUUUUCAUCCAUCCCUUAGAAGCUCAACAAAGUUAAUUCAAUACAGCUGUCCGUGUCAAGGAGACUUUUUGUUGAAAAACAAUGGUAAGGUGUUAAUGAUAGACGUGAAGACAGCCAAUGCAUCCUUAGUUUUGAAGAUGAACACCACUUCAAGCUUGAUCACCUUCACUUUCAUUGGGGAAGCAGCGAUGAAUACGGAUCUGAGCAUCAAUUCGAUGGACGAAGUUUUCCAGCAGAGCUGCAUUUUGUACAUUACAACUUAAACUUUGAAGAUGUCUCUGUAGCCAUGGACAAACCAAAUGGUCUUGCUGUUUUAGGAGUAAUUAUUAAGAUUGGCAAGUCAAAUGCAGCAUUUAACAAAUUUCUAAAGUACAUUCACAGAGUGAAGAGCUUCGGUGAAAGUCGUAAAAUUCCAGCAUUUGAUGUACGAUCGCUGCUGCCCAGAGACACGAUGAAGUUCUAUCGUUACGCUGGAUCAUUAACAACCCCACCGUGUUUUGACACUGUCACAUGGACUGUAUUCUAUGACCCAGUGGAAAUAUCUAAGGAACAGCUUUACAGAUUUCGCUCACUAAAAGACGACAAAGGAAAAGAUAUGUCCAACAAUUUUCGUCCAGUUCAAAAGCUCCACGGUCGAGCCGUAUUUAGCAGCUUUCAGUUAGUUAAUCGCAUUCGCUAACAUAACCUAGAGUAAAGAAAACGCUAUUGAAAUGACAACAUUUGUACUUGCUAGAACUAAAUGUUUUCUAUUUAUUAAAAUCAUACAACUAA
This is a messenger RNA of Xenia sp. Carnegie-2017, 974 nucleotides long. Its product is annotated as carbonic anhydrase 12-like. The coding region runs from base 490 to 882 and encodes 130 amino acids. Lineage: Eukaryota; Metazoa; Cnidaria; Anthozoa; Malacalcyonacea; Xeniidae. The transcript has 8 exons. Gene Ontology annotation, cellular component: plasma membrane. The record is from RefSeq and is a predicted model, not a curated record. Gene Ontology annotation, molecular function: zinc ion binding; carbonate dehydratase activity.